Molecule: messenger RNA, 1784 nt
Organism: Prunus mume (Japanese apricot)
Lineage: Eukaryota; Viridiplantae; Streptophyta; Magnoliopsida; Rosales; Rosaceae
Product: cold-responsive protein kinase 1-like
Biological process (GO): protein phosphorylation
Molecular function (GO): protein kinase activity; ATP binding
Source: RefSeq, a predicted model, not a curated record
CUGCAGCUCUGAAACUAGAGGAACGGAAAGCCAUAAUAUUUUCAUCUUCCUCCUCUCUUCUCUCUCUCCCUUCAUUUGUGCUGCAAUCACCACAAGUGAGGUUCUUCAUGUUUGAAUUAUCUUGUAUUCUAUCUGGGUUUUACCUGUACCUUUGAUGUCUGGUAGCUGAGAGAAUGUAAGAAAAGCUUACCUUUGAUCUACCCAUUGGAAAUAAAAAGAAGAAAAAGACUUUGGAUCUGUUUCUGGCCUCUUGGUGCUUAAGACCAAAAGAAUGCUUCUGCGUGCAAAAGGACACUUCAAGGUGGAAAUAUAGCAAAACCCAGGUUCAAUUCCAUUGGAAAGUUAUAAAGGGCAAGGAUUUUGAUUGGUUGGUGAUACUGGUCAACAUAAAAAGCUGGUGAUGACUUGUUUCUCUUUCUUUUUUAGGAAGAAGGCAGCUUCCUCAGUUACAAGGACUGUUGAACUUGAUGAAGUGGUUUCAGGCAUUUUAAAUGUUACUGUGUACACUUACAAGGAACUGCGAAUUGCCACUGAGAACUUCAGUGAAGAAAAUAAAAUUGGUCAGGGAGGCUUUGGCUCCGUGUACAAGGGAACACUUAAGAAUGGCACUUUGGCAGCUAUAAAGGUAUUGUCAGCAGAGUCUAGGCAAGGGUCCCGGGAAUUUUUGACAGAAAUCGAGGUGAUUGCAAACAUUGAGCAUGAUAACCUGGUUAAGCUAUAUGGUUGCUGUGCAGAAGGCAAUCAUAGGAUAUUGGUUUACGGCUAUCUCGAGAAUAAUAGCCUUGCACAAACACUUCUUGGUGGAGGCCACAGUAGUGUCCAGUUUAGUUGGUCGGCAAGGUGUAAAAUAUGCAUUGGUGUUGCAAGGGGGCUUGCUUUUCUCCAUGAGGAAGUUCAGCCCCAUAUUAUUCACAGAGACAUUAAAGCUAGCAAUAUUCUCCUUGAUAAAGACCUCUCACCAAAAAUUUCAGAUUUCGGUCUGGCAAAGUUUAUUGCACCCAACUUAACUCAUGUUAGCACUCGUGUUGCUGGAACAGCAGGUUACUUGGCACCUGAGUACGCCAUACGAGGUCAAGUGACAAGGAAAGCAGACGUCUACAGUUUUGGUGUUCUGACCUUGGAAAUUAUUUGUGGGAGGUGCAACACAAACAGACGAUUACCAUUAAAAGAACAAUAUCUUCUUCCAUUGGUAUGGGAGCACCAUGAGAGGGAGCAACUGGUGGAGUUAGUAGACACAGCAUUGAAUGGAAUAUUCAAUGUUGAGGAGGCUUGCAGAUUCCUAAAGAUUGGUCUUCUCUGCACUCAAGACAUGCCCAAGCUCCGACCAUCCAUGUCUACUGUUGUUGAGAUGCUGACAGGUGAAAGAGAUGUGAAUGAGGAGAAGAUAUCCAAACCAGGACUGCUUUCUGAAUUCAUGGAUCAGACAGAAGGCCACAGAGAUAAGGCCAAUGCAAGACCUUCAUCUGACACAGUAUCUGCCUCAGGGAGGUUUAUCAAUACAUCAUCUUCAUCAGAAAACAUAGCUACUUCAUUUGCUACUAUGACCUUCAAUUCUAUAUAUGACCGAAGCAAUUAGGGCAGGCAGAAUCUCUUUUUGGUUAUUGUCUGGUUUGGCCAAGCAGUCAGCAUAUUAAUUCUUCUAGGUUAAUAUCAUUUUUUGCUUGGGUAUGUCUUGAGUGCAUUGGCACACCUGUUAGGGGAACAAGUAGUAAUAUGCUAUGAAAGAAUACUUUUGUAGGGCUACAGUCGGUGUAAAUGUUUAUAAUCAAUUAACUUUUUCUUUU